Messenger RNA from Carlito syrichta (Philippine tarsier), 3288 nucleotides. RefSeq names its product CWF19 like 2, cell cycle control (S. pombe) (gene CWF19L2). NCBI's taxonomy places the organism in Eukaryota, Metazoa, Chordata, Mammalia, Primates, Tarsiidae. Bases 44 to 2737 code for a protein of 897 amino acids. Gene Ontology annotation, cellular component: post-mRNA release spliceosomal complex. Gene Ontology annotation, biological process: mRNA splicing, via spliceosome. The transcript has 18 exons. The record is from RefSeq and is a predicted model, not a curated record.
ACCGUCGUAAAACAGGAUUUCCUGACGGCUUCGUAGCUUUACGAUGACAACAAGUAUGGCGGCUGCCAGUGGUCGAUUUGAAAGUGAGAAGAGUAUCGAAGAGCGUAAGGAACAGACCCGGCUUGCCAGGGCCGAGGUGUUGCGCCAGGCCAAAGCCAAUUUUGAAAAAGAAGAAAGGCAUAAAGAACUUAAGCGACUUCGUGGUGAGGAUACAUGGAUGCUACCUGAUGUGAAUGAGCGAAUUGAACAAUUUUCACAGGAACACUCUGGAAAGAAAAAGAAGAAAAAAGACAAGCAUUCAAAAAAAGUAAAGAAAGAGAAGAAAAAAAAGAGCAAGAAACAGAAAUAUGAAAAAAACAAUGAGUCAGCUGAUAGCUCAUCAAGCUCUGAAGAUGAGUGGGUUGAGGCUGUUCCGUCCCAGACUCCUGGCAAGGAAAAGGCCUGGAAAGUGAAAGAUGAACAGCCAGAACGAGAAGAUGGCAGCCAAGCUAUGCAGAGGGAUGAGUGGAUGACUGUUGAUUUUAUGUCUGCUAAAACGGUGUCAUCAUCGUCACUCAGAGCUGAAAAGGAAACUGCGAGGAAAAUAGAGCAAGAGAAAACCCGAGCCCUUGAACAGUCCAAACUUCUGGAAAGAGAAUUGAAUCCAUACUGGAAGGAUGGUGGGACAGGUCUUCCACCAGAAGACUGUAGUGUAUCAUCAGUUACUAAAGUUUCAGUGGUAGAGGAUGGUGGAUUAAGCUGGCUAAGAAAGUCUUAUCAGAGAAUGAAGGAACAAGCUGAGAAACAAAACAGAAAUUUUGAGGACAUUGUAGCCGAAAGAUAUGGGUCAAUGGAAAUAUUUCAGUCGAAAUUAGAAGUAGCUGAAAAAACUGCAUCUGUAAAAGAAGAUUAUAAACGAGAACGGUGGAGGAAACCUACAUAUUCAGAUAAAGCACAAAAUAGUCAAGAAGGUAGAAAAUCAGACUUAGUAAAAUACAAUAGCAGUUCAAGGGAUAGAUAUGCUACAACAGUUAUUGCAAACAAUAACAAUAAUGAUAAGUCUAGUGGUGAUGAAAAUGAUAAGAGGUCUGGGUCUUUAGAAACACAUGGAAGACAAUCUAAUCCAAAGCAAAAUCAAGGGUUUUCUUCUGGAAAUUUGAGAUCUAAAUUCUUAAGACCCUCUGAUGAUGAAGAGCUGUCAUUUCAUAGCAGGGGCAGGCAGUUUGAGCCUUCUAGGUCGUCUUCUGCACUGGUAGCUCAGGGUUCUUUGUGUUGUGGUUUUCGAAGACCCACUGAGAACAAUGAAGAAAGUUUAACAUCUUGGAGUCGCUGUGAUGGCAGAGAAGGGGAGAAGAAGCAUGCAAAUCAAAAGCCAUUGGAAACCAGUAGCAAUAUUGAAUACCGACACGUUCCAGAGGAUGUGAGAGAAAAACCACAAGAUGAAAGCUUGAGUGGUGACCCUCUGAAGAAAGAACAUCUGCAUGAUGCAACAUCUACAUUUGCUGGUAGUCCAGAGGAUGAGUCCAUCCACAUCCUGAGUGUUGAUGAGAAAAACAAGUUGGGAGCCAAGAUUAUCAAGGCAGAGAUGAUGGGGAAUGUGGAAUUAGCUGAACAACUUAAAGCUCAACUUGAAAAGGCAAAUAAAUGCAUAGAAACUAUAACACAAACAUCAAAAAAAUCUGGGAUAGAGCAUGAAGAUCAGCAAGAAGUGAUCCUUGUCAGAACAAGCCAGUCUGGAAGAGUAUGGCCUGUGAACACAUCAGGAAAAUCUUUGGAAUCAAAAGGAGGAAGAAGGAAGAGACAGAUGGUUUCAACCCAUGAAGAAAAAGAAAGGGUCAGAUACUUUGAUGAUGAUGAUAAUCUAAGCCUAAAUGAUUUAGUCAAAAAUGAGAAGAUGGGAACAGCAGAAAAUCAAAACAAACUUUUUAUGAGAAUGGCAUCUAAGUUCAUGGGAAAAACAGACGGAGACUAUUAUACUUUGGAUGACAUGUUUGUCUCCAAAGCAGCUACGAAAGAACGUCUUGGUGAAGAGGAAGAGAACCAGAGGAAAAAAGCUAUCGCUGAGCAUCAGAGUCUUGUUGCACAAAUGGAGAAAUGUCUGUAUUGCUUUGACAGCUCUCAAUUUCCCAAGCACCUUAUUGUGGCAAUAGGUGUUAAGGUUUAUUUGUGUUUACCCAACUUCCGAUCUCUCACUGAGGGGCACUGCCUGAUAGUCCCUUUGCAGCACCAUAGAGCAGCUACCUUGUUGGAUGAAGACAUCUGGGAGGAAAUUCAGAUGUUCAGAAAAUCAUUGGUAAAGAUGUUUGAAGAUAAAGGAUUGGACUGCAUCUUUUUAGAAACUAAUAUGAGCAUGAAGAAACAGUAUCACAUGGUCUAUGAGUGUAUUCCUCUCCCAAGGGAAGUGGGUGAUAUGGCUCCCAUCUAUUUUAAGAAAGCCAUAAUGGAAUCUGAUGAAGAGUGGUCCAUGAACAAGAAGUUGAUUGAUCUCUCUUCAAAAGAUAUCAGAAAGUCUGUACCCAGAGGCUUACCUUACUUCUCUGUGGAUUUUGGCCUCCAUGGAGGGUUUGCCCAUGUCAUUGAAGAUCAACACAAAUUCCCUCAUUAUUUUGGAAAGGAAAUCAUUGGUGGGAUGCUGGAUAUAGAGCCAAGACUUUGGAGGAAAGGGAUCCGAGAAAGCUUUGAGGACCAGAGGAAGAAAGCGCUGCAAUUUGCGCAGUGGUGGAAACCAUAUGACUUCACCAAAAGUAAAAAAUGUUGAGAUGCCCCUUUUGUUUUUAAUUUCCUCUCCAGAUCCCGUUCAGUCUUAUUUCCGUUGCAUCUUACUGAACACCUGACCCUCAGGUCAUAGGGAGAGAGUCAAAGUAGUGGACGACUAAGCCUCUGACGACCAUACGUUGCGGGAUCGUGGUGUUUGCCCCCAACCUGCACCAGUGGACUUCAUGUUAGUAGCCGUGGAGUAAGAGCAGAUAUAUUAGAUGACCUACUCACAUUCCUGCUUUGUGCCUACUUUUUGAUAUUCUGAACUAUCCAGUUAACUAGAAAAGGACUUUUCUGAAGGAGUGGCUAGGAAGCAUAACAAAUCCUUGUUCAGAGGGAAAUGAGUCUUCAAGGCUGUUGAGUCUGUUGCCUGGCUUCUUUCACAUUUUUUAGAGGACUUUGUGUACUCAGUGAUAAUUAAAAUUUCUUUUCAUAGGGUUUUAUAGAAGAGCUCUUAAUUUUCUACCAGUAGAAUAUAUCGCUGCUAUUCUUUUUGUAAAAGGAAAAAGAAUGUCCCAAAAGUUAUUGAAGAAUUAAAUGAUGCUGAAAAUA